CCCCGAGACGGGAGGCGGUGCGGUGUGGAGGCCCAAGGGUUGACGCAUGCGCUUGAGCUUGACGGGUUUUGAAAUGGCUUCGCUGUUCACCCGGAUCCGACUCAGGUGAAGCUCUCCGAUCGGUACUUUGCUGUGGAGAGAUACCUGCUAUAGAAGAGAAAAAUACGUGACGUUUUCUUCCCGUUUGCAUCAUGGCUCAGUUUGGAGGGCAGAAGAAUCCACCAUGGGCUACUCAGUUUACAGCCACUGCGGUUUCACAGCCAGCUGCACUAGGUGUUCAGCAGCCAUCACUUCUGGGAGCAUCUCCUACCAUUUAUACCCAGCAGACUGCAUUGGCAGCGGCAGGCCUUACCACACAAACGCCAGCAAACUAUCAGUUGACACAAACUGCAGCACUGCAGCAACAAGCUGCAGCUGCUGCAGCUGCACUACAGCAGCAAUAUUCACAACCUCAGCAGGCCUUGUAUAGUGUGCAACAACAGUUACAGCAACCCCAGCAGACCAUUUUAACACAGCCAGCUGUUGCAUUGCCCACAAGCCUUAGCCUGUCUACUCCUCAGCCUGCGGCACAGAUUACUGUAUCAUAUCCAACACCAAGGUCCAGUCAGCAGCAAACUCAACCUCAGAAGCAGCGUGUUUUCACAGGAGUGGUCACAAAGCUCCAUGAUACAUUUGGAUUUGUGGAUGAAGAUGUAUUCUUUCAGCUUGGUGCUGUUAAAGGGAAAACCCCUCAAGUUGGUGAUAGAGUAUUGGUUGAAGCAACUUACAAUCCUAAUAUGCCUUUUAAAUGGAAUGCACAAAGAAUUCAAACACUACCAAAUCAGAAUCAGUCCCAAACCCAACCUUUACUGAAGACUCCUACUGCUGUUAUUCAGCCGAUUGUGCCACAGACAACAUUUGGUGUCCAAGCCCAGCCCCAACCCCAGUCACUACUGCAGGCCCAGAUCUCAGCUGCUUCUAUUACACCACUGUUGCAGACCCAGCCACAGCCCUUACUACAGCAGCCACAGCAGAAAGCUGGCUUAUUGCAGCCUCCUGUUCGGAUAGUGUCACAGCCACAACCUGCACGGAGAUUAGAUCCACCAUCUAGAUUUUCUGGAAGGAAUGACAGAGGGGAUCAAGUACCUAAUAGAAAAGAUGACCGAAGUCGUGAAAGGGACAGAGAAAGACGCAGAUCCAGAGAAAGAUCGCCUCAAAGGAAACGUUCCCGGGAGAGGUCACCCAGGAGAGAAAGAGAGCGAUCCCCUCGCAGAGUCCGUCGUGUGGUUCCACGAUACACAGUACAGUUUUCAAAGUUUUCUUUGGAUUGCCCCAGUUGUGACAUGAUGGAGCUAAGGCGUCGUUAUCAGAAUUUAUAUAUUCCUAGUGACUUUUUUGAUGCUCAGUUUACAUGGGUGGAUGCUUUUCCUUUGUCAAGACCGUUUCAACUGGGAAAUUACUGCAAUUUUUAUGUGAUGCACAGAGAAGUAGAGUCCUUAGAAAAAAAUAUUGCUGUUCUUGAUCCACCUGAUGCUGACCACCUGUACAGUGCAAAGGUAAUGCUGAUGGCUAGCCCUAGUAUGGAAGAUUUAUAUCAUAAGUCAUGUGCUCUUGCUGAAGACCCGCAAGAACUUCGUGAUGGAUUUCAGCAUCCUGCUAGACUUGUUAAGUUUCUAGUGGGCAUGAAAGGCAAGGAUGAAGCCAUGGCCAUUGGAGGCCAUUGGUCUCCUUCGCUGGAUGGACCAAACCCAGAAAAAGACCCCUCUGUGUUGAUUAAGACUGCCAUUCGUUGUUGUAAGGCCCUGACAGGCAUUGAUCUAAGUGUGUGCACACAAUGGUACCGUUUUGCAGAGAUUCGAUACCAUCGCCCUGAGGAGACCCACAAGGGGCGUACAGUUCCAGCUCAUGUGGAGACAGUGGUUUUAUUUUUCCCGGAUGUUUGGCAUUGCCUUCCCACCCGCUCAGAGUGGGAAACCCUCUCCCGAGGAUACAAGCAGCAGCUGGUCGAGAAGCUUCAGGGUGAACGCAAGAAGGCUGAUGGAGAACAGGAUGAAGAAGAGAAGGAUGAUGGUGAAGUUAAGGAAAUUUCCACUCCUACCCAUUGGUCUAAACUUGAUCCAAAGGCAAUGAAGGUAAAUGAUCUCCGAAAAGAAUUAGAAAGUCGAGCUCUUAGUUCCAAAGGACUAAAAUCCCAAUUAAUAGCUCGCUUGACAAAACAGCUUAAAGUAGAAGAACAAAAAGAAGAGCAGAAGGAAUUAGAGAAGUCUGAAAAGGAAGAGGAAGAUGAGGACGAUAGGAAGUCUGAGGAUGAUAAAGAGGAAGAGGAAAGAAAACGUCAAGAGGAAAUGGAACGCCAGCGUCAAGAGAGACGAUAUAUUUUGCCUGAUGAACCAGCCAUAAUUGUACAUCCAAACUGGGCUGCCAAAAGUGGCAAGUUUGAUUGCAGCAUCAUGUCUUUGAGUGUCCUAUUGGAUUACAGAUUAGAAGAUAAUAAAGAACACUCAUUUGAGGUUUCAUUGUUUGCAGAACUUUUCAAUGAAAUGCUUCAAAGGGAUUUUGGAGUCAGAAUAUACAAAUCAUUACUCUCUCUUCCUGAGAAAGAGGACAAAAAAGAAAAGGAGAAGAAAAGUAAAAAAGACGAGAGAAAAGAUAAAAAAGAAGAAAGAGAUGAUGAUAUUGAUGAUCCAAAACCAAAACGGAGAAAAUCAGGCGAUGAGAAAGACAAAAAAGAAGACAGAGACGAGAGGAAGAAAGAAGAAAAAAGAAAAGAUGAUUCUAAAGAUGAUGAUGAAACUGAAGAAGAUAAUAAUCAAGAUGAGUAUGACCCAAUGGAGGCAGAAGAAGCUGAGGAUGAAGAAGAUGAUAGAGAGGAGGAAGAGAUAAACAAACGAGAUGACAGACGAGAUGUCAACCGCCACUGCAAAGAGAGGCCCUCUAAAGAUAAGGAAAAAGAGAAGCCUCAGAUGGUCACAGUCAACAGGGAUCUGCUAAUGGCCUUUGUUUAUUUUGAUCAAAGUCAUUGUGGUUACCUUCUUGAAAAGGAUUUGGAAGAAAUAUUAUACACUCUUGGAUUGCAUCUUUCUCGGGCUCAGGUAAAGAAACUUCUCAAUAAAGUAGUACUCAGAGAAUCUUGCUUUUAUCGGAAAUUAACAGACACCUCCAAAGAUGAAGAGAACCGUGAAGAGUCAGCAUCACUGCAGGAAGAUAUGCUAGGAAACAGAUUGUUACUUCCAACACCAACAAUAAAACAGGAAUCAAGAGAUGGAGAAGAAAAUGUAGGACUUAUUGUGUACAACGGUGCAAUGGUGGAUGUCGGGAGUCUCUUACAAAAAUUAGAAAAGAGUGAAAAAGUAAGAGCUGAGGUAGAACAGAAACUCCAGUUACUAGAAGAAAAAACAGAUGAAGAUGGAAAAACUAUAUUAAACUUGGAGAAUUCUAACAAAAGCCUCUCUGGUGAACUUAGGGAGGUCAAAAAAGACCUUGGUCAGUUACAAGAAAACUUGAAGGUUUCAGAAAACACGAAUUUGCAAUUUGAAAACCAACUGAGUAAAACACUCAGAAACUUAUCCACAGUCAUGGAUGAUAUCCGCACUGUCCUCAAAAAGGACAACAUAAAGAAUGAAGAGAGAGAUCAGAAAUCCAAGGAAAAUGGUUCAAGUGUAUGAUAAAAUACAUUUGGUGGUGAGGAGUGGUGUUAAAUAAUGUACUAUAUAAAAAUCAUGAUGCAGGAAUGUUUCAAGGCGAUGCAUGUUUGAUUUUAGUAGUAUAAACAUUUAUGUUAGCCCAAGUGAUGUAUAAAGUUUUAUGAAUGUGAGUCUGCUUUUGAAAAUUGCUUGUAAUUUCUAGCGCUCAAAUUAUUAAAUGCUCGCUGAGUGGAAGAAUUUUGCAUUGCAAAAUGUUUUAGGAUGAACUUUGUUAUAGUUUUAACCCCAAUAAAGUUCAUCAGUUUCAUUGACAGCAACAUGUAAUUACUAAAUGUCCUUUAUUGAACUAUCUAGAAAACUUGCUUUUAUUUAUAGAAUUGUUAGUUUUAUAGUUCAUUUUUAGUUUCAGUAUAUAUCAUUAAAUAGCAUGCUGCUUAGUAUUUGCAAAUUUUUAGCUAAAUAUUUUGUCUUUAAUAAAUUUGUUAUGAACUCUAUUCAGAGACUGGGCCUGGUAACAUAUUCCAGUAAUUCCAAGAUUUUGAGUUGGAGGCCAGGCUAGACUACAUAAUGAGACCAGAUAGUAUCAGAAACAAUGGAAUUAAUCCAAAAGACACUGUAUCUAAAACCUACAACUAAGAAAAUGAUGGCUAGGAUUGUGCUUAGAGUUUAUAUAAAUUAAUAGCCUUGAUGGUACUGUUACUGCACUCAACUUAAUUGUUUUACUUGCCCUGAAUACUUCCUAUUUUAAUUUUGAGAUUUAAAAAAAAAAAGUGGACAUCAAAUGUACAGUUUAGUAAUAAGCCAGUAGAUUGUCAGUAUGAUUGAUGCCUUAAGUUAAGUCAUUAAUUAAAAAUAUUUUUUUAAUUAAUCUGUGUAGUUCCUUUAGAAUUUUGGGGGAUGCUUAAUAAGAAAGGAAAUAACAUUUACCGUGAGUCAGUGGGUUUUAGUGGGGUAAAUUUAUUCUUCAGAGCAAAUUUGA
This is a messenger RNA of Acomys russatus (golden spiny mouse), 4602 nucleotides long. RefSeq names its product cell division cycle and apoptosis regulator 1 (gene Ccar1). Bases 192 to 3644 code for a protein of 1150 amino acids. The record is from RefSeq and is a predicted model, not a curated record. The transcript is spliced from 25 exons. Gene Ontology annotation, cellular component: nucleus. Lineage: Eukaryota; Metazoa; Chordata; Mammalia; Rodentia; Muridae. Gene Ontology annotation, biological process: regulation of DNA-templated transcription.